AUCCGCUGCUAUUUAACGUCACGGUUCGAUAAGCCGGUAGUCUAUAAGGACGCCGCCGCCAUGUUGGAAGACAGUUCGCCCGCGCCGCGCCAACAUGAAGGUGCUCCUCCUGGUCGUCGCGGUCCUGGUGUCGGCCGCCGUGGCUGCCCCGCGGCAGCAGUCCGGCGUGGCGCUGGCGAAGCAGAGGGUGGUGAACGGAGGGCUGCGCAUCAUCCACGGCCAGUACGCCGACGACAACCAGUUCCCCUUCAUGGCCAGCAUCUCCAUGGACAGCACGUUCGCGUGCGGGGGCUCUCUCAUCACCGACUCGUUCAUCCUGACGGCGGCGCAGUGUGCCAGCGGGUACGAGUCCUACACCGUGAUCCUGGGCGACAACAGCCUCAUGUGGACCUCGGGCACCAUCCACAUCGCCUGCACGUACAAGAGCAUCGUGCCCGAGGACUACAGCGAGGACACCAUCGAGAACGACAUCGGCCUGCUCCAGCUCCUGGUGCCCGUCAAGUACAACGCUGCCAUCCAACCCAUCCAGCUGUCCACUGACUACGCAGAGACCUACGAGGGGCAGUCCGCCACCGUCAGCGGCUGGGGCACCACACAGUACGGCUUCCCGGCGUACAACCUGAUGUACGUGUCGCAGCCCGUCAUGUCCAACAAGCGCUGCAAGCGCUUCCUCGGCCACCACGUGACGGACUCCGUCAUCUGCGCCGACGGCGAGGGCACUGUCGGCGCGUGCGGGACCGACGCGGGCGACCCUCUGUUCGUGACCGACGCCAACGGCGUCUUCACGCAGAUCGGCGUGUUCUCGUUCGGCUCGGACCUGGGCUGCAAUUGGGGCUACCCCAGCGCCUACACCAGGGUGACGUCAUACGUCGAGUGGAUCGCGGAGAAAACGGGCCUGGUCGUCCCUACGCGCCCUCCCACCCCCGCCCCCACUACCCCCGCCCCCACCCCGCGCCCACUACCCCCGCCCCCACCGACGCCCCCACCGACGCCCCCACCGACCCCCCCACCCCGACCCCGGCCCCCUAAAUAAUUGCGCGGUCACUUCACACUGUGUCUGCCGGAGCUCCGCCUCCCUCGCGCCCCCGCGACGACCACCCCACGAGAGCGAGAGAGACAGCGCGACGAGGCCCGCUCGUGCCUUCGCAUUCGCGUGGAUCGCUGGUGACGCGAUUAGCUAGUAUCCUUUUAUCUCGCUAAGCCCGCCUGGCCAGCCCGGCCAGCCUAUCCACGUAAUCCACCUGUUGGAGGGACACGGGCCGCGCCACGGCCGAAGAACAACUCAGACUGACAGGAAUAAAAAUCCGUGUAUUUCUACAAAAAUCAUUAAAAUAACAAAUCACAA
This is a messenger RNA of Thrips palmi, 1345 nucleotides long. Its product is annotated as brachyurin-like. The transcript is spliced from 6 exons. The record is from RefSeq and is a predicted model, not a curated record. Gene Ontology annotation, biological process: proteolysis. Gene Ontology annotation, molecular function: serine-type endopeptidase activity. Lineage: Eukaryota; Metazoa; Arthropoda; Insecta; Thysanoptera; Thripidae. The coding region runs from base 95 to 1033 and encodes 312 amino acids.